UCAAACCAGCUUGGAUUCGAAUCCUCAUUCUUCUGUGUGACCCUGGACAAGACAGCCUUUCGGAGCCAUGGUUUGUAAAAUACAGGGGUAGUGAUUGUUACUGGAAGGGCUGCACAAAUGACAGGCAGACGGCACUGUGGGUUUUCCUACCUUCCUCCCUCCACCGCAGGGCCCAGGUAGGGACCAUGUCCCCCGCCAUCGCGCUGGCCUUCCUGCCACUGGUGGUGACACUGCUGGUGAGGUACCGGCACUAUUUCCGACUGCUGGUACGCACAGUCUUGCUCCGGAGCCUCCGAGACUGCCUGUCAGGGCUGCGGAUUGAGGAGCGGGCCUUCAGCUACGUGCUCACCCAUUCCCUGCCUGGGGACCCCGGUCACAUCCUCACCACCCUGGACCACUGGAGCAGCCACUGCGAGUACCUGAGCCACAUGGGGCCUAUCAAAGGUCAGAUCCUGACGCGGCUGGUGGAGGAGAAGGGCCCUGCCUGUGCGCUGGAGCUGGGCACCUACUGCGGGUACUCCACGCUGCUUAUUGCCCGUGCGCUGCCCCCUGGGGGCCGUCUUCUCACUGUGGAGCGGGAUCCACACACAGCAGUGGUGGCUGAAAAACUCAUCCGCCUCGCUGGCUUCGACGAGCGCACGGUAGAGCUCAUCAUGGGAAGAUCAGAGGAGGUGAUCCCGCGCCUGCGAACCCAGUACCGGCUGAGUCGGGCUGACUUGGUGCUCUUGGCACACCGGCCCCGAUGUUACUUGCGGGACCUGCAGCUGCUGGAGGCCCAUGCCCUGCUGCCAGCUGGUGCCACUGUGCUGGCUGACCGCGUGCUCUUCCCUGGCGCACCCCGCUUCCUGCAGUACGCCAAGAGCUGUGGCCGCUACCGCUGCCGCCUCCACCACGCUGGCCUCCCCGACUUCCCUGCCAUCAAGGACGGCAUAGCCCAGCUCACCUACGCUGGGCCUGGCUGAGGUCCUGCCCCGGUGGGGACUUACUGCCUGCCUCUCCCACCCCAACCAAGCAAGGUCCUCAGAACAUCCCCCUGGCUCCCCACAGUGGACUGACCCACACUGGGCUCAGGGCUAAGCAGGCUCUCCUGCCUCUGCCCCACUCUGGCUCCACAUUAAUCUGAGGCCACAAGUUCUGUCAGGCUGCUUGAGCCCUGGUCCCCCGCCUUCCAGUCCAGAGCUGUGGAUUAACAGGCAGCAGCCUUGAGCCCCCAUCCCAGCCCUAUCACUGCUUAGCUGGCUAUUGCACAGGAGUCCCUGCCCACUCUGAGGUUUAAUCUGUUCUUUUAACACCACGGAGGCUGAGCUCCAGGGGCCUCCCGGUUCGGGCCUCAGAUAGACCACCCCUUCCCAGCUUCCUAGUCCAUGCAUUCAGGGUGGGACCAGAGGAAACAGGCAACACUGGGUCAGAGGCCCUGCGGGAAUGGCUAGGUGCAGGCCGGGCCAGGGGAAAUGGCAGUGGAGCCUGGGUCCACGGCCAGGGCUAUGCUGGCCUUCCCUAGUCCCAGCCCACAUCUGCCUGAAGUCCCUGGAGUACCUUCUCCCCAAAGCUCAAGAAAAGACGUUAGACUCCUCUGGGCCCCACCCAGAAAUAGACAACAGACAUGGGGGAAAAAUCAGUACUGUGUCU
Messenger RNA from Phacochoerus africanus (Common warthog), 1629 nucleotides. It is a transcript of the gene TOMT, whose product is annotated as transmembrane O-methyltransferase. Gene Ontology annotation, biological process: developmental process; dopamine metabolic process; catecholamine catabolic process. The record is from RefSeq and is a predicted model, not a curated record. The transcript has 3 exons. NCBI's taxonomy places the organism in Eukaryota, Metazoa, Chordata, Mammalia, Artiodactyla, Suidae. Gene Ontology annotation, molecular function: catechol O-methyltransferase activity. Bases 186 to 962 code for a protein of 258 amino acids.